AUGGAGGAGGGCCUUGAGGGAGUUUUCGGGCGCCACGCUGCCAUCGGCCAGCUCACCCGAGACCGGAUCCGCGAACUGGGCCUGGAGUUGCUGGUCUCCGACGAGCGCUACGCCUCGAACACCGUUACGGCGGUGAAAAUGCCGGAGGGCAUCGACGGUCGGGCCCUGAUGGGCCGGAUGCGCACGGAGAAGAACGUGGUGCUGGCCGGCGGGCAGGGCAAGCUGAGUUCCAGCAUUUUCCGCAUCGGACACCUGGGCCACGUCACCGAGGACGAUAUCGAAGAAGUUAUCGACGCCCUCAAGGAUCUGCUGCCCGAGGUGGGAUUCAGGGCCAGCUAA
Geodia barretti is the source of this 339-nucleotide messenger RNA. The record is from the annotation of a GenBank genome assembly. NCBI's taxonomy places the organism in Eukaryota, Metazoa, Porifera, Demospongiae, Tetractinellida, Geodiidae.